AUGGCUGGACUCCAACCCAAUAUUUGGGCUGGUGUUGCGAUCCCAUGGCUCGCGGCUUUGACGUCCCUCAUUCUUCGUGUCUGCGCCCGGCGUAUGACCAAGAUGAGCUGGUGGUUUGAUGAUUACUUCACCAUCCUGGCCUUUCUCUUCGCGACGGGGUAUUGUGGUAUCAUGGUUGAAUGGACGCUUCAUGCAUAUCUCGGAGUGAACAUGCCCGACUCAAUGCCUACCGAUGAACGUGAGGCAAUUCUACAGCGAGCACGCUUUCUGGCCUACUUCAACUCCCUCUGCUACGCUUUAACACUCGCCUGUUCCAAGCUCGCCAUUUUAUUUUUGUACUGGCGCUUGUUUCGCAUUUCAUCCAUCCGAAUUCCAAUCAUGAUCAUGAUUGUUGUGGUCGUCAUCUGGAUUAUUCUCAGAACAUUCAUGCUCACAUUUCGUUGUGUCCCCAUCCAGUCACUUUGGGAUUACACUAUUACAGACAAGGUCUGUAACAUCAACAGCGACCAGUUCUUUUUGGGCACCAUCACGGCUCACUUCAUCAUGGACGUCAUCAUCUUGGUCUUACCUAUUAUUGAAGUCUUCAGACUCAGACUUAAGACUGGUCAGAAGCUGGCAAUCGGUGCCCUAUUCCUUCUUGGCACCAUUGUGUGUGUUGCAUCGAUGUUUGUGCUCAUUGUGCUUGUGAAUUACCCCGACAACACAACACAGAUGCCUCAUGACUAUGCCAUGUUCUGUAUUCUGGGAUCUGUUGAAGUCAAUAUCGCCAUUGUCUCUGCAUGCUUCCCGCUUCUUCGUCCAAUCUUUAUUCACAUUCUCCCAUCCAGCUUCCUCAGUUCGUACGGGAAAAGCAGCCAGCCUAUCAGCCGCCCGAGCAAUGCCAUCAAACUCACCACACUUAUUCGGACAAAUAAGGAUCGCGAAGCUGAUGAAACAAGUUCAACGCAUCAAUUGGCCGACAUGGAGAACGGACUGCAUUAUCAUUCUGGUGACGCGCAUCAGGUCGAGGGAGUGCAUACUAUGAUAUCGAGUGAACAGCCUGGUUCUAGCACUGAAUUUGAGACGACUGGAAUCCACGUGCGAAACGACACGGUUGUGGAGAUUAAGCAAGUUGAAAACAAAGGCUUUUAUCGUCUUGAGUAA
Messenger RNA from Fusarium subglutinans, 1143 nucleotides. RefSeq lists its product as uncharacterized. NCBI's taxonomy places the organism in Eukaryota, Fungi, Ascomycota, Sordariomycetes, Hypocreales, Nectriaceae. The transcript has 4 exons. The coding region runs from base 1 to 1143 and encodes 380 amino acids. The record is from RefSeq and is a predicted model, not a curated record.